AUGAGUGAGGCUGAAGUUCUGAGGCUCCGCGCAGAAGUGGCCGAGCUCAGAACUCUUCUGCAAUCUUUGACUGCACGAGUCCAGGCCUUAGAAAACUCCGAAGGUUUCGAGGUGGUUGCGCCACCCCUUGCUUCGCCGGACAGGCGAGAAGUUGCUGCCAGGAGCUCCGAGGCUGGAUACCCGCGGCUUGAGUCACCAGGUGAAUCGAACGGAGGACGCGACCAGCAGCGAGUGGCGGUGGCUCGGGAGAUCGGGGCUUUCCUGAGACGGGCUAUCAACGGUGAGCAUCGAGGGACGUCUGGUCGCGACAAGGUUUCGUUGGCCUCAAGGUUCUAUAUCGUGCUUGCCCCUUACAGCGGCGAAGUGUUCUCUAAGGUCCGAGUGUAUUCGAAGUUUGCGCCGGUCAAGGCCCUGUGCAAGCGAGGUCCCGACCCUGGUCGGUCAGUUUUCGUUGGGCUCCCCUCCCAGUGGGAGGUGAGCGUGGCACUCGAGGUUGACGAAGGAGGUGAAUCUGUCGGGGGAGUGGAUCUGCGGCAGCAUCUCUUGGCGAGUUCUACCGAACGGGCUUUGGACUACCGAGUGGCUGCGUUCAGUAAAGAGGUGGACGGAGGAGUUAUCAGCUGCUCGGUCAUCCCCGUUGCCGAGCGCGAGGGUCUGCUGAUUGUGGCUGUGUUAGCCGCAGAUCAGAACGACCGCAGCAAAGCCCAUGGGCACUUCAAGGUCCGGCUUUGGAUCGGGCUGCUGGCGGCCGAGGAGGAGCAGUUCUUGGUCUACAGGGGCGAAGACGAGCCUGCCGAGCGAGGCUUUGUGAUCACAGGGACGGAAAGGCACAUCUUUCCGUACGGCCCGUCCUUGACUACCGCGGUCCGCGACCUGUUUGCUUUCGUUUCAGCGGCGGAGGAGCCCACCGCCGUCCCGACGGGGGAGCCAGAGGAAGGCCUGUCUGGCAAGGUGAAAAACAUCGAGGCAGCCGUGCUCGGGUUGCAAGGAGGCCUGGAUGCUAUCAGGGCAAGGCUGGAAGGUGGGCAGAAGGGAGCCGCUGCGAGCAAAGUGGGGGCAAAGCGGAAAGCUCACUCUUCUAUGCCGCGCCCCAGAGGCAGUCAUAUCCCUGGCCUGGACCCAGCAGUGCUCGCUGCGGCCCGUGCCGCAGGUGUUCCGGAGGACCAGCUGGAGAGGAUGGGCGAGCUAGCAAGGCAGCCGGGGCGCCUGGGCGAUGGAGCUCGGGCGGCCGCUUCAGCUUUGUCGGAGUCAGAAGGCGAGGAGGAAGAACCGGAGAAGGGCGCGGAAGCUCCCGAGGACGUGAGCGCGGCGAUUUGCAAGAUGACCCAGAUCCUGGAUCGGCUCGCCAAGUCGCGGAAAGGCGGCAGCUUGGAGGAUCUCCUGGACAGGGGAGAAGGAGCCGAGGGAGCUUCUGGCAGCGCUGGGGGGACGUCGAAGGCGGCGGCCUACGCAAAACUGUCGGGGCUCCUGAAGGAAGACCCGUCCCGCAUCUCCUCCGUGCUGAAGCUCAUGGCGGAGGACUAUGGUGCCCGCACGACUGCUCCAGGGCUGGACGGAGUGAAGAUGACAGCCCGCUCAUGGCUAGAACAUCGAAGCAGGGUUCAGCAGUACGCUGGACCGGUGAGGUGGGGAUGGCAGACAGCGACAGCUUUGGAUGCUUUACUGAGUGGCAAUCAAGAAGAAUGCAAAGCGAGACUCUGCCUGAUGCUUUGCGCACUGGACCAGAGCUCCUUGGACGCAGGGAACUGGUUGUUGGCCCAGGAAAUGCAUCUGGAGCCGGGACCCCCACUUUCCAGCUUCGGGAAGCACAAGCCCCCGGACCCAGGCGAGGAGCAUCGAACACGGAUCAUGGAUGCGCGCUGGGUGAGUGUGCUAAUGGGCAGGCUGAGAGAGCGGGAAUCGUACCAAGAAGCCCGCAAAAAGCUGGCUGGACCCAGAGGAGAGCAGGUGUCCCAUCAUCUUCCCGGUGCAGCUGCUACUCCCGUUGCAAGUUCAGAGGUGUGGAGUUCUUUCUUUUCUGUGCUAGGGCAGCGAGGGCGACUGUGGCCUAUGCCGGUGCCCUAUCCCGACCUCCAUCUUCGUGGAGGCCAGCGCAGCCGGAGCGACGUACCGCGAAAGCUUGCGCUCAAUGCAACAAUCUUAGUUUUGUCGUGGCUCUAUUUGGGCCAGCCCGCGACUCCCCGACGGUCCGAUGCCCUGGGUCUUGGAACUCCGCUCAGUUCAGAACAGUGGGCUGUAGUUGAGACUUUGGGGCGGGGCGUGGAUGCUUGGAAUGCUCAGCCUCUGAUAGGGCCGGAGGCCAUGGGGAGGAACGCCGCUAAGGUGGAGAGUUGUGAGGAGAUUCUUCGAGCUCUGGAAGAGCGGGGAGACUCACCUCAGUCCUCAGGAGGAGCGACUGCUGCAGGCCAGUUUCUGUCAGCACGAAGUUGCGGGACUCUGAACUUGGAGCCGGCCAGCCUGGCGCAGAGCAUUGUGCCGGAGCGGCUCAGGUUUUUUGAAGAGCCCAGCUUUGACCCGCGGCCGUUCAUGAGCAGUCAAACCCGCGCUGUGUAUCGGAGGCCUCUGGAUUUUGCGCGGCCCAUCCCUGAGGAUGAGGCCGUGCCGAAAACGCAGGUGAGAUGCACGCGAGACGCUGCGCUUCGACUGCUGAAAGUCUUGGAUGGUUGCAAGAGACUAUCCCUGCGGCCGAUCGGUGCCGUCAGGGAUCGGGUCCUGAAUGGGUUGUUUGCAAUACCGAAAGAUCUGCAGAGGGAUCGCAUGGUAUUAGAUGCGCGUGCUCCCAAUCAGGCCGAAGCUGUGACUCAACCGUGGCUUCGUUCGAUGGCAUCCUUAGAGCAAUUACAAUGGCUAGAACUGAAGGGCGACGAAGACCUGCGGGUAAGCGCAGAAGAUCUGAAAGAAUUUUACCAUUGCUUUCAGGUCGAAGAGCAGCGAAUCUGCAGGAACGGGCUUGCGCUGAAGUUCCGGCCGUGGGAGUUAAAGGACUUGGGAUGCUACACGAGCGACCUGGAUGCGUGCGACUAUGUGCGGCCGCGCCUCAAAACCCUUGCGAUGGGGGACUGUUGUGCAGUGGGCUUCGGCCAAGAAAGUCACUUGGGUGUCUUGCUGCAAGCGGGGGCCUUACAGGUGGAGCUGGUUACUUUGACCGGGAGGCCGCCGCGAGAAGGCCUUGUCGGUGGGUUACUCAUUGACGACCUGGCGGUCUUGGAGAAGGUGAAGAAGGGCAGCAGCGAAGCCGAGCACAAGGCCCCGGCGGUCAUGCAAGCCGUUCAUAGCGCCUAUGAAAGUGCCGGGAUGCCACGCAAUCGAGCGAAGUCCGUCGCCAGUGCAAGCACCGCAGAGUUCUGGGGUGGUGCUUUCGACGGGAUCGAGGGCACCAUCCGGCCGGCCCCUAGACGCACCGUGCCGCUGUCGAGUCUUCUGCUGAGAGCGGUGCGGGGAGGGUUUGUGACGCCCGAGCUCCUGGAGGUGUUUGCCGGAUCGCUGGUUUCGAUUUUUCAGUGUAGGCGCCGUUUGAUGUCAGUUCUGGAUAAGAUCUACUCAGACGAGCUCUUGGUUUCAGCUGUCUUGGUUUCUCAGGCCUGCAUAGACUUCAGAACGCCGGGAGCCCCGGUGAUCGUGGCGAGUGACGCUUCGUCUAGAGCCGAAGCCGCGGUCUUCGCCCCAGUGAGCCGAGAAGCGUCAGCUGAGUUUUGCCGGCACGGACUCCAGAAAGGUCUGUGGUCAAAGCUUCUGAAGCCCGUCGAUGCACUGCUCCGAGAGCGGGGUGAUUUGGCUGAGGACCUCCAACUUCCCAGUGGACAAAGAUCCCAGCGCCGCCACAUCAAUGUGGGCGAGCUGCGCGCAGAGCCGAGAGAGUUUGGGGACUUUGACCGGUUCCUUGCUCAGAAUGGCAUGCGCCCUCCGGUAGCGAGCCCGCUGCCAGCCGAGAAGUUUGCCAGGCCGGGAACAAAGUGUUUCCAGAGCGGUUUGUUCGUGCACGGUGGGGUCGUGGGCUUUCGCAGUGCAACCAUGGAGAUGCCACGGAGCACCAAAGUUCUCUGCCAGUUCGUUCGUGAGAAGCAGCCUGAACUCCGGUUUUCUAGUGUAGGGCUCUUCCGGAACAUGCUUGCUGACUGCCAUGUUGACGCGCAUAACUCCCCUGAGGAACCUAACUUUAUCUGCGGGUUGAGCAAGUUCCGAAAAGGGGGGCUGUGGGUCGCAGGAGAGACAGGAGCCGUGUGGCGGCGAUACCAAGGAAAGGAUGUGCCGGGGCAUGUUAAGGACAUUCGAGGGGAGCCGGUCCUGUUUAAUCCUCACUUGCCUCACGCUACUGAAGAAUGGACCGGGAGCCGCUAUGUCGUCGUCGCUUACUGUGUCAGAGUGCUGGAAAAGCUCAGUGCGGAGCAGCGAGCGGCGGCCGAGGCGUUCGGUUUCCUUCUCCCUGCCCCUGUGCAGGAAAGACUGCAGGACACCGCUAACACCACAGGUUGCCCGCGCGAGGCAGAGGCCAUGGGGGACGCCGAACUCGACUCCCCGCGUUCUCCCAUAGGUCUUCAGGAGCCGCAGGUGCACUCAAGUCUCAAGGCGCCACAGGCCAGGUCGAGCGAGGGUACUAGCCCAGUGAAAGCUGAGCUCGACGUCCAGCGUUCUCCAGAUGGUCUUCUCACGCCGCAGGAGCGCUCAUGUCCGAAGGUGCCAGAAGCCAGGAGCACUCAGGUCACAAGGCGCAGCAGGUGCACUCAGGUCCGAAGGUGCCAGAAGCCAGGUCGCAAGGUGUCGCAGGCCAGGUCAACUGAAACAGGGAUCCCAGGGGACGCCGAGCUCGACUUCCGGCGUUCUCCCGUAGGUCUUCUCAAGCCGCAGGUGAGAGGUCCGUUCCAGCCGUUGGAAGAGCCGCAGGUGAGAGGUCCGAAGGCGUCAGGUGCCAGUGUUCAGCCGAGCGUCGUAGGGAGUUCCGUGCUCGACUUCCGGGCUCCUCACGCCGGGUAUUGUGGUGCGCUCGACUUCCGCCCGACCCCUGGCCUUUCGCCUUCCGGUGCGACUCGUCCUUGCCUGGGGCACUUUUCCCCGGGCCAAUUCGUUUUCUCUUCCUCGUUUGCUUCGCUCGGUGAUGCACUUGCAAGAGGGCAGGGCUGGGUUGACUUGUUUUCGGGGAGUAGAGGGCUUGCUAAAGCGAUUGCUGCAGCCGCGCCAUGGUGGGUUCUCUGCUUUGACUGGAGGCAUGAUGUUGAAGAAGACUUGAGGAGCGGAAGGCUGAGGAGUGAGAUCAAGGAGCUCCUUGAGUCGGGGCGAGUCCGAGGUUUCUCAGCUGACCCUCCCGCCGGGUCCUUCUCUACAGCGUUGAUCCCAGCCUGGCGUUCGAAGGAGUGGCCGGGAGGUGUUCCGGGACUGGACAGCGAGAAGGCGAAGAAAGUCAGGGUUGAGAAUGAGUUGUCGGUUUUUUGCAGCGAGCUGAUUGACAUCUGUGAGCGCAAAGGCUUGAGCUACAUCGUCGCGAACCCCGAGAAGUCGCGCAUGUGGCGAAUGCCAGAGUGGAGAGAGAAGAGCAUAACAGAGCGAAGAAAAUGCUGUGUGGACAUGGCCGGGCUGAUAACUUGGACCCUGUUGGCCGAGGCCUUCCCCAAGAGGCUGUGCACAUUGCUGGCUUACGCCGUUGCUCAGGACGAAGGCUACUACGACGGGUUCCGGAAGCUGGACAUCGGUCGAUGCGCGAAAGUUGGGGGGCUGCGUGUUGGCGAGGCUGCUAACCCCGGACCUCGCCAACCGCAGCCGCGCACCCCCGCUUGCCUGAGCGAGGUCGAGUUGGUGGAGCCUAAGACUGCAGCUGUCAGGGACAAGCAUUGGAGAGCGUUCCUGCAACACUUGGGAAGUGGGCUGGGAGACGAAGGGGUGACGUCAGUUAUGGAGGUGCCUUCGUUACUCGUUGCCAUGCUCUGCUCCUAUGCCCAGGUGAUGUAUGACGCUGGGACUCCGUUGCACUACUACCGCCAGCUGCUCGCGCACGCCCAGAGGGUCUGCCCUACUGUAAAGCCGCUAAUGCGGCCAGCUUGGGACUACGUCACAAAGUGGGAGCGGCUGGAGCCCCUCCAGCACCGGCCGCCGGUACCAGUGAGGUUAGUCAGAGCAAUGGCCGCAGUGGGGCUGUCAUGGGGGUGGACGAGAUGGGCUGCGACUACUUUGUUGUGCUUCUACUCGAUAACGAGGAUUGGAGAAGUCCUCUCCGCGACUCGCAAAGACCUGCUUACAAGAGAGGACGCCAUGGAGCCGGAAGGAGGCCUUUUCUUGCUAAUACGGAAGCCGAAGACGAGGAAUAGAGGAGCUCGGGUCCAACAUGCGCAAGCUAUGGGGCCCGAGGAAGUACUGAGUUUCCUGGAGAGGACUUUUCAGAACUUGACGUUCUCUCAGAAGCUUUAUGGAGGGUCGCCGAGCGUCUACCGCCGCCGCUGGGACGCUGUGCUCCGACAGUUGGGGAUACCACAACACCUUCGACUGACACCUGGAUCCCUCAGGGGAGGAGGGGCAGUGUAUGCCCAUAAAGCAGGAGCAGCUAUCGGCGACCUCCAAUGGCGUAUGAGGUUAAGUCACCAGAAUACCUUAGGGCACUAUCUUCAGGAAACUACUGCUGCUUCAGUCCUACCGUCCUUGAGUUUGGAGGCGAGGCGAAACGUGUUGGCGGCAGAGGCUUUCCUCCACUUCUUACUUGAAUCUCCGUAG
Messenger RNA from Symbiodinium sp. CCMP2456, 6696 nucleotides. NCBI's taxonomy places the organism in Eukaryota, Dinophyceae, Suessiales, Symbiodiniaceae. The record is from the annotation of a GenBank genome assembly.